Molecule: messenger RNA, 808 nt
Organism: Lolium perenne
Lineage: Eukaryota; Viridiplantae; Streptophyta; Magnoliopsida; Poales; Poaceae
Product: auxin-induced protein 15A-like
Biological process (GO): response to auxin
Source: RefSeq, a predicted model, not a curated record
CUACACAUGCUGCACAAGAACCCCAAGCCAUCACAUGCUUUGAUCCCUCCCCAUUCCUCAUCCUCCUCCUCCUCCUCCUCCUCUUAAUCCCCUCCCAACGAGCUUCUUGGAGCAGAGCCAAGAUCGCCGAGCACUCCCAGCUCUUGCACACAGCACACCCAUUCACCCAACCAAGAUCGUGUCGCCGUUUCUUGGCACGGAAAGCUUCGAUCUUGGUUCAUUUCCUCGAGGGGACACUAUGUUGACGAUGGGGUACUUCUGGGCACCCAAGCUGGGCGGGAGGAAGUCGUCAUCGCCGGAGAGGGGCGGCCAGAGCCUACGUUCGGCGCUGCUCGUCGACGGCGAGACGGCGUCGGUGCCCAAGGGGUACUUCGCGGUGUAUGUGGGCGCUGAGGCGCGGCGCUUCGUGGUGCCCAUGAGCCUCCUCUGCCAGCCGGCGUUCCGGGCGCUCAUGGAGCUUGCCGCCGAGGAGUUCGGGUUCGGCCAGGCCGGCGGGCUCCGUAUCCCAUGCCGCGAGGAAGACUUCGUCGCCACCGUCGCCGAGCUCAUGCCCGCUGCCGAGUCCAGGCAGCGCCGCUGGAGCGCGGCCGGGGGCAGGAGGAGCUCCUCGGUGAACUGGUGAUCGAGCUAGGCCUAGCUGGUCGCCCGUCCGACGGUCCCGUACGGUGGCAAGGGGAGAAGCAUUUUUGUUGCCUUAAUUGUUUGGAUGAGUGCCAUGGCCGCGCGCCGACGAGCCGUCGUGCGAUGAUCCAUCACGUCCAUCCAACCGAUAGCAUAUCACCAUUGGUAUUGGUUUUGUUUUUUCACA